UUGAUAUACAGUUGGUGUUUUUCACUGAAAUCUUCAUUUGAUAUUUUAAAGUAUUUAUAAUUAUUUUUCAACAAUGGACUGGCGUUACAUGUUAUCCGUGUCACCACACAAUGUGACCCACGAUAGAACCGACGAAUUGGCGGCGAAUUUAUCUGCUAUUCCAACAGAUCAAAAAAUGGAUAGCAAAGGUUGCAAAAAACUGUUUAGGCUUGCCCAGGUGGUACUACGCUUCCGUAAUGAGCAGGUUACACAGUUGAAGGUGGAAGUCGACCGGUUGACGCGGCAGAACGAGCAAAGAGAAAUGCGAGACUCUUCGGCAGAGGAACUGUUCCGCGAACAGAUAAAUGAACUGAAGCGCACCGUCGAAAAGCUGGAAGUGGAGAAACACGCAAACCGUGCGAAAAUUAAGGAUAUGACGGAAGAAAUCGUUUCACUGCAGCGAAAACUUGCCGAAAGUAGUCAUUUCGGCAGCGAGGGUGAGGAUUCGCCAGAUGCUCUAUCGGAGAUUGAUCGACAGCAGGAGCUGUACAACAAUAUCAGUAUGAAAAACAAGCACAUUAAGCGCCUACUGCGGGACAUAGAGGAUCUGGACAGACGGAACAACUUUCAGAUUGAUACGAUCAACAGUUUGCAGAUCAGUUUGAACGAUGCGACGAAGAAUUUGACCGCAUUGACGCAUCAGUACGAGGAGUCGAAGAUAGUGAUAAGAGACCAAGGAAAUAGGUUGGAAGAAGCAAGCGAAAAAAUAAAGAAGCUAGAUGAGGAGGUUAGCAUGUUGGCAGAGGAAAAAACUAGAUGCGAAGAUGACUUGGAAGAUUUUGCAAAGCGGUUGGAGGCAAAGACUACACAAUGGAAAGCGGUAUUGGCUACGAAACAAGGUGAAAUAGAGGAGCUGCAAUCAAAGUACUCGGCCUUACUGGAACAGUUUCCGGGUUAUGACAUCGAAAGAGAGCGAAAAGAAUUCAAACAGAUGGUAUCGAGGCUCAGUGAAAAGGACCAGAUUAUAGAACAGUUAGAACAGAAGAUAACAAUGCUUUCGCAGGAAAUUAUUGCAUCAACGGAGUUGAUGAAUAGAAUAUCACAGGAAAAAGAAAGCACAGGUAAAGAAGCGGCCAAGGUAAGUCAGUGUUGUGAGGAGAGUCGCGUUUCAUUGGAUAAGGCCCACAAACGAUGCGAGGAGAUGCAGGAGAUACUCACGAGUGUGGAGGAAGACAACAUGUUGAAGUCAAAGCAGGCUGUGGAAGCAAUUGAGGCGUUAAGAAGAUACGAAAGUGGAGAGGAUGGACUGUCGAGCUCGUUGAAGAAAAUCAAUAGGCUUCAUGAGAAGGUCAACGUCAGAGAUAAGCAGAUACGGGAGCUGAUCGCAGAAAUAAAUUUGGCAAAUGAAAUAGCAUUGGAGAAUGCUGUGCUUAGGAAACGAUUAGGAAUUAGCGAAGAUGAACCGAUCCCUACUCAUUCCGUUCUGUCCAAACAGAGAAAAAUUGAGAAAGUGAACGAAAGGCUUGCACUUAAACUGCGUGCUUCGGAGGAAAUGCGUCUUCAGUUAAAGCUAGAGAAGAAUGAUUUGAAGAGAAAACUGUUUCAAAUGUCACAAUCUCUGGGUAGUCAGAGAGGAUCGGACAAAGAGAAAAGUGAUGAACUGGUUUUGGAAAAUGGAGAAACUGUCAAAGACAGCGAGCUGGUAUCGGUCGAUGUUGAGGAUGAGUCUAAAAUUAGUGAUCUUGGGGCCGUAAAGUUUUGCGAGAAGUGUAUGAAGCAGUACAAUAUUGUCGAUAGCAUGAAAUAUUGCAAAGCGUGCAUCUUCCGACAAAAUUUCAACUAUUGCGAUGGGUGUAUAAAAAAACUGAAGGUCAACUUCAACGAAGAUGAAGCUUCCAACAGUAGAGGUGAUCAACGUAUGGAGGAGCUAGAGAAGAAAUACACAGCAGUCGAAGAGGAGAAUGAAAACUUAAGAAUAGGAAUGCAUGAGAUACUACAAAAGCUGCGAGAUUACGAUGCUAUGUCCAACCAUCUAACGAUUGACACGACAACCCUAGAGAAGCUAAUUAAGGCCUUGAAUGCAAGAAGUUCCAGUGAGUGGUUUCAAUCGGAGCUGCAAUUACGAAAGGAACUUUUGGAGAGCAGAGAACGAUUCAAUCUGAAAAGUAAGCAAAGCACACUUUCGUUGACCAGUCGAGACGAUUCCGGAAACGUGUGUGACGAUGAAGACAAUAUCGUGGAUAUCGAUCAGGGAAUAGCUGCACAACCAGAUUUCAGUGAGCAAAUUCUGCUGAAAUCGGUGGAAAUUGACCGACUUAAUGAACAGUUGGAACUAUUGAAAGAAGAAAGGGAUAAUUUGCUUAAAUCGAACGAUGAAUUGCAAGUCACAAAAAAUCUGUAUGAUGAAUUGCUACAAUUUACCAGAGCAACAGAUAACGAAAAAGAUACACUACUGGUGAACACUCUGGAUCGAUUGAAACAGAUUGAGUCGAACAUCUUCAUAUUCCAACGGAAGAUCGAUUUCCUAAAAGCGGAAAACGAUAAUAUGUAUAAUACGAUGCGAUCGCUUAAAUUGGAUCACCUGAAUGUUUUGCACGGACUAAAGUUCGAGCUGGCUCAAAAGACUGGAGCUCUUAAAAGGUUAGAGCAAUCAACACACAAUACUGAAACGCACAGUAGUAGUCAGGACUCGGAAUCCGUUGAACGAUUAGAGAAGGAAAUAGAACGGAUGAAGCAAGAAACGACAAACUUUUACACUAUUUUUUUGAAAAACAUUCCCGAGGUUGACAGGGAGCAUCUGCUAGACUUCGAGUACGAUAGCUUGUCCCGGUUUGGCUUGGUUGAAUCUAAUUUGACCGUAGACUUUAUGCCAAAAGAUGAGUUUAAAAGAAUCAAGCAUCGACUGGCAGCAGCCGAAGAGGACUUGAAAAGGCAACAUAUCAAGGCUGGACAUUUGGGAGACCUUUUAAGAAUAUCACAAGAACAGAUUCAAUCGCAGCAAUCUUUAAUAUCGAAAUACUCGGAUGAAGAGAUUAGCUUAAGGCAUUUAGUAGCAGAUCUGCAGAGUUCGUCUAAUGAGAAGUACUUGCUGGUUAAAACCCAGAAGGAGUUGGAUGCUGCUAGGGAGCAAGAAGAACUACUCAAAUUGGACAAUGCUAGAAUGAAACAAUCCCUAUUAGGCGAAACGGCAAAAAUAGACAAAUUGAAGCAACAACUAGUGGAGCAGGAGUUAGACUUCAUAAACCAACAGAAGGAUAAUAACAUUAAAAUAAAGUUUCUGACACAAAGUGUAAAAAUUUUACACGAGAAUUAUAACUCGUUUACACCAACCUAUGCCGUGACGGAUUUUGUACAACAAUACACAAAACUGUUGGAACAGAAAAGAGAACUGUACCAGGAAAAAAUCCGCACUCAGAGUCAAAGUCGAGACGAAGAAUAUGAGCGGUUGUUUGCAAGGCUACGGGACAACCUAGAGAAUAGCCAAAUUCAGGAUAAAAUUAACUUGAUAAAGUUCGAAAGUCAGUGCGAAUACUUAACGAAACAGUUAAUCCUGUCACAAGAGCAAAUAGAGCAAUUCCAACAGGAAAAUUUAGCUCUUAAACUCAGGGAAGUAGAAACUACAAGACACUGGGAUACAAUCGAGCUAAUAUUCAAUGGCGAAGCGAAGGCAAACAAGCGGAAUGAUAUGUUCUUCGAUAAAGAAAUACAAGUAUCCGUCGAAAUCAGCCACAAAUGUAUCAACACAAUACCGAUCAUUGAUGGCAGUCUGGCGGAAAUACCUCGACAAGGUACGCCUCCAUCGAAACCGGCAGCCAAACAAGCCGUGAAAGAAACUGGUCAGAUGACGGAUCACGUAGAAGAAUCGACAGGAACCAGUAGCGUAGCACAGAAAUCACUUGAAUCACAGCUAAAACAAGCAAUGAUGUUGGCUUCGACCAGAAGUGCACUGCUGCUGGAAACGGAAAGCCGUCUAACCGAAUGCCACGGUAGGAUCAAACUACUCGAGAAGACUUUGGAAGAUAAGGAGGUGCAGUUGAAAAAGGAAAAAUCCAGUCAUACUGAAGCCAGUGGAGGCGAUACAAUGGGAGACGGUGUCCUUAGUUCUACGAUAGGAUCCUUGCAGAACCUUCUCCUGCAAAAAGAUACUACAUUAUCCAAGUAUCAGGAACUAUUGAGGAAUGAACGAGAGGAACACUCAAAAUCGUACGACGAGAACAUCUCUCAGAUCAGAUCACUGAAGAAGACGGUCGAUGAAUUGGAACAGAAGCAGUACGAUAAGCAGAAAGAGGUAGACAAUCUGACUACUCAGUUAAGAGAUUUGAAUGAGAAGCGAGCACAGCAGGAGGCGGAUGCAGCACAAGUUACCAAAACUGUUGGAGCAAGUUCCAACAAAACGGAACUUGUUUAUACGGACAACAUAAUAGAGAACAUUUAUGAGCUAGAUCAGAAGAAAGAGGAUGAAAUUGAAGCACUUAGAAUCCAAUUGAAGGUUAUGGAAAAUAAACUCCUCAAUGCGACUGGAGAAACCAAAUCGUUGCAAGGCCAACUGAAAGAGAGCACUGCCAAGGAAAAGAGAAUUGAGAUGACAUUACGAGAAAAAGAAGCAGAUAUUAGAAUGUUGAAUGAAAAACUUACCAGGGAGUAUGACGAUCUAAAAGAGUUCACUGAUAAUGUGGCUACUGCGCAGGAAGUAGAGCAAUUGAAAGAAAUGCUGGAGGAUAAGGAUCGACACAUACAGGAUCUCACGGAGACGCUUAGUCAAUUCCAUGAUGAUCAACAACGGUUUAUGACCGAUACUUCCCUACACUCGGCAGAACAAGUUUCGCAGUUGAGCGCAGACCUGAAUCGCAGCGAGGCAUCUAACCGUGUUCUCAAAACACAAAUCGAUGCUUUGAAACGACAAAUAAUCAGUAUCCAGCAACGCGAAAAACAGUCUCGGGACCUUGUGAAAACCCUGAAGAACCAGCUGAUCAAGCGACCGGUGAUAGCGAUGAAGCAAGAACGAAUACCCACCCCAAGAGAGGACCAGCUAGUUCGAAAGGUUCAGCAACUGGAAACGGAACUGUUGGACACAAAAGACGAACUGCGCAAACAGGUCAGUAUCAAUGAAAAUCGCCGGGCGAAGAAUGCGGCGGAGCUGGAUCUGUGGAACAAACAAAAGCGUUGGCAACAGAUAGCUGACAAACUGAAAAUUCAGCUGAAGGAUCGUGAGACUGAACUGGAGAAGUUGAAGGUUCACUUUAAUUCAGCAAAAGCUGCCAUUGUUCGCAUGGAGCGCGAGAAAGCAAUGGUUGAGGGCCGAAGCCUUCGAGGAAUUAGUGCGGGAUCAGGUGCAAGCGGUAAAUUUGGUUCUGCGAGUGAUAACAAGUACACUACAGCAGAGUCGCCAGACUGUUGCACGAGUGAAAGCACAGGUUCAGACGGAGCAAGCCCAGAGCUAAAUACGUUUGCCCAGAAUAGUAAAGAGAUCAUUGAUGCGUUGAAGAACCGGAUCGAAUCACAGCAGCGAAGGAUCAUCGCAAUGGAGCUGGAGCGGAAGGGAUCCAAUUCAAUGACCCAUGAAUUGGAAAGAAUGCAGGAAAAAAUAUCCAGCUUGGAAGCUCAAAAUAUUCGCCUGGAGGCAAAAUCACUUCAGCUACAACUGGACAACGACAUGUUGCGACAAAGUAACGAAUCUGACCGGUUGAGAAGUCAAACUAAGCACUUGGAAGACUACAUCAUCGUUCUGAAGGAAGAACUAACGAAGGCAACUACUGGAUGUCCAGAAACGAUCAAUUUCGACAACUUGUGCCAACGGUGCGCUCGUUCCAACGUUGGAGGCACAGCUACCACCAGUGAGCUAGCAAGUUACAACGCUAAAUUGGAGCAAACCGUUAUAGCACUGCGAAGAGUUGUUGAAAAGCUCAAAGUCGACAAUAAACAACUCAAGGAGGUGAAACCUAGCUCGGCAACUAGCUUAAAUGGCAAAAUGUCGAUAGAAGCUGUUAAAGAAAAUUACGAUCGUUUAAAAAGAGAGCAUGACAAACUUCAGCAGAAUUACAACGAAGCUCUGAAUCGAGUUGCAGCACUUCAGGUUGAGGUCGAGUUGCUUUCGAGUGCCAAUUGCCCACGUUGCUAUCCUCGGGAAGAGAAACAGGAUUUACCCGAGGAAACUGAAGAGGGUAAAGCAAAAAGUGAAGAAUUGAAGGAAAAUCUCGAGAAGAAAACACAACUGUUAGAAAAGGCAAAACUACUGCUUACUAGAGCAGCUGCUAAAGAGCGAUACUUGAAGGAGCAAAUUUCAUUACUAAGACGAAAAUGUUCAGAUUUGCAGAACGUACCUGUUAUCGACGAGAUCAGCGAGUAGAAUAAUUUCUUCAGCAAUGGCAAGCUGAUGGUUUUCUUCAUUUGGUUGAUAUUUCGUGGUUUGUUCACUCAUUCCAACAAUCACUAUUAUAUCGUACGAAUGUCACUUUCACUGAACGUGAUUUUAAUAAAACAUAAAUGACUG
This is a messenger RNA of Topomyia yanbarensis, 6469 nucleotides long. It is a transcript of the gene Cep290, whose product is annotated as centrosomal protein cep290. The transcript has 13 exons. NCBI's taxonomy places the organism in Eukaryota, Metazoa, Arthropoda, Insecta, Diptera, Culicidae. The coding region runs from base 74 to 6325 and encodes 2083 amino acids. The record is from RefSeq and is a predicted model, not a curated record.